This is a messenger RNA of Zingiber officinale, 3072 nucleotides long. Its product is annotated as homeobox protein HOX1A-like. The transcript is spliced from 9 exons. Gene Ontology annotation, molecular function: chromatin binding; DNA binding. Gene Ontology annotation, cellular component: nucleus. The record is from RefSeq and is a predicted model, not a curated record. Bases 260 to 2392 code for a protein of 710 amino acids. Lineage: Eukaryota; Viridiplantae; Streptophyta; Magnoliopsida; Zingiberales; Zingiberaceae. Gene Ontology annotation, biological process: chromatin organization; regulation of DNA-templated transcription.
GCAAUCUGUCCACAGUACUUGCAGCCCUCCACCAAACUCGCCGCUGGCUUCUCACCUUCGGGAGCUCCGCCGUCACAUCGAGCAUUUCGCGUCCGUGCUUGUGGAUUUUCUUUUUGUUUGGUUGUUUUCGUGGUCAAAGAAGAUUCUUAUGUUGGCCUGUUCCUCGUAUGUGCGCCCUAGUAAAAAGAAGGAAGCAAGGAAUCAAGGAAGAUUAACAUAAAACAAGAAAAGAAAGGGCAUUCUUUAGGAGAAAGUAAAUAUGGAUAAAGAUCCCAACUCUGAGACAGCUGCGAAUGACUACCGGGAUCCUGAGCUUCCUGGUCGUGAACAUACUGGUAUUGAAAAUAAUCUUCAGCACAGAAAACAUAGCUCAAACAAAUCAGUUAGGAAAAGGGGAAAGUUGUUGCAAAAUGGGAGAGCAAGAUAUUCACUAAGAUCUUCGCUCAGAGUUCUUCGCUCCAUGUCAAAAUGUAAGGUUAAGAUUUCCUCUGAACCCAGCAAUUCCGCAGUGAGUCCAGUAACCAAGAAGAGAAAGAAGAAAAGGAAAGGAAAGAGUGCUCCAAGCAAUGAAUUUUCACAAAGGAGAAAACACAUAAGUUACUUAUUGAGAAAAAUCAACUUUGAGCAAAGCCUUAUUGAUGCAUAUGUGAAUGAAGGUUGGAAAGGUCUAAGUUUGGAAAAAAUAAGGCCUGAGAAAGAGCUUGAACGAGCCAAAUCUGAAAUUCUACAGUGCAAAUUAAGGAUUCGUGAUGCUUUCCAGCAACUAGAUUCCUUGCUUUCUAUAGGAAGGCUUGAGGAAAAUCUGUUUGAUGAUAAUGGAGAAAUUGACAGUGAGGAUAUGUUCUGUGCAAAAUGUGGUUCUAAGGAUAUAUCUGCUGACAACGAUAUCAUACUGUGUGAUGGCAUUUGCGACAGAGCUUUUCACCAGAAAUGUUUGAGCCCGCCAUUAGCAACUAAUGAAAUUCCUCCUGAAGAUCAAGGAUGGUUAUGUCCUGCAUGUGACUGCAAGGUGGAUUGCCUUGAUUUGUUUAAUGAUUCUCAAGGAACUGAUUUCUCGAUCGAGGACACGUGGGAAAAAAUUUUUCCCGAGGCAACUGCUGUUGCAAAUGGUAAUAACCAAUUUGAUGAUUCUAUCUAUCCAUCAGAAGAUUCAGAAGAUUAUGAUUAUCAACCUGAUCACGUAGAAGGUAAUGCUGAAGAUCAGGAAGAACGGUCAAGUUCUGAUGAAUCAGAUUCUACUUCAUUGUCAGAGGACUUGGGCCAGCCUGUACAGAACAAAAUUGAUUAUCUUGGCCUCCCUUCUGAUGAUUCUGAGGAUGAUGACUAUGAUCCUGAUCAGCCAGAACCUGAUAAGGAUGAAGAUUCAGAUUUGAAUGAAUCAGAUUUUAUGUCUGACUCCGAUGAUUUCUGUGCUGACCUUUGUAAAACUGUGAAUGCCAAUGCAGUUUCGUCCAAUUUAUGUGAUUCUGAGCCACUUGGUGGUUCUGGUCAGUUGAGAGCUACUAUGCAGUUCCCUUUAAACGCUGAGAAUCCACUUGUAGAGGUAGAUGCUGGUCAAGGGACCAAUUAUCCAACAUCAAAGAAGAGGCAGCGGGAGAGUUCAGAUUUUAAGAAGUUGCAUGACGAGGUUGAUGCUGAUGAAUCAUCCAAACCAAGUCAAAAUGAAUCUGAGAAGUCUACAGUGAAGAAAAUUAAGAAAAAUGUUAGUAGAGAAGAACCUUCUAAAUUGCCAGAUGAAAAUGCUCAAUCUAGUAGUAAUCAGCGAGGCUCCAGAGUUAAACACAUUGUCAAGAAGGGUAACACACAAGAUAUUUCAAAAUUAGAUCAACAACAACCAUCAAAAGCAAUUUAUGAGAGUACUUCAGACCGAGCACAGGAAAAGAUAAGUAAUAGCCGAAGAGCUUCCAAUGUAUCCAAUGUUUAUGGAACUACAGGAAAGACUUCUCGUAAAGAAACCAUUCAUUCAAGUACUACUCCUGAUCAAGACAAUUCAGUCACAUCUGUCAGAAACAAGAAGUCAAGUAAGCGGAAGAUUGAGAAUACACCUGGACAAAGGAAAACCUUGAAGAGCUCUAACAGAAAGAACACUGGUAGUAAAACCUCUGCUACUCUUGACCAACCGAAGAGCACUGGUUGUAACACCUCUGCUACUCUUGACCAACCGAACAGCUUAAUCAGAACCAGCGGAAAGAAUGUCAAGUCAAGUAAAGCAAAUGCGGACACCCCUGCUACUCUUGAUCAACUGAACAGCUUAAUCAGAUCCAGCAGAACGAAUGCCAAGUCAAGUAAAGCAAAUGCGAACACCGUUGCUACUCUUGACCAACCAAACUGUUUAAUCAGAUCCAGCAGAAAGAAUGCCAAGCAAAUGCUGAUAACACCCCGCCAUUCUUGAGCAAUCAAACACUUCAAUCCAAUCCAGAAGAAAGAACACUAAGUCAAUUGAGUUGAAUUUUAAGGGCACCCUUGCUAAUGGAAGCACACAAGAAGAUCAAGCAAAGUGAAUAAUUGCAAGAAUCAAGUUAGUCAUGAUGAGAGAUCAAUGAAACAGUUGAGGCAGUCCAGUGUUGGUUGAAGAAGAGGAAGAAUAUCAGGUGAAGAAGCUUGCAAGGCCUUCCUGCACUUUCUUUUUCUUAACAUUAAUGUCGUAAGAGGAUUCAUGACGAUCAACUAGUGUUAAGCAAAGCCCAGAAUUUUUGGAGCUCGAGAUUCUCUUCUGAUUGAAUAUUGAUAUCUGAAAAAUGAACCUGCUCAUUCUUUUGCUUUUGUUUGGCGGAUGACUUUUUGUACGUUCGAGGGUUUUUGUAACUGAAGAAGCUUAAGAGAACUCAAAGGGUAAGUACAUGUUACCAAAAUUAGUCAAUUUAGCAUGGCGAUUAUGUUACAAUGCUUCUGAAGAGUGCACAAUUCAUGAAACAUUUUGGCCUGUGCUUCUGUUAUGACUGUUUCUUAUUGAACACCCUGAUUCAAUGAAGAUGAGAUAGGUAAAAUGUUGGAUUCUACGCAAAUGCGGAUAUUGAUUUUCCUGUGUCAAUACUAAAACAGCUCAUUAAGCUCGGUAGUAGCCUUUUUCUC